Zalophus californianus (California sea lion) is the source of this 688-nucleotide messenger RNA. RefSeq names its product NADH dehydrogenase [ubiquinone] 1 beta subcomplex subunit 9. Gene Ontology annotation, biological process: mitochondrial electron transport, NADH to ubiquinone. Lineage: Eukaryota; Metazoa; Chordata; Mammalia; Carnivora; Otariidae. The record is from RefSeq and is a predicted model, not a curated record. The transcript has a single exon. The coding region runs from base 19 to 558 and encodes 179 amino acids.
UGGAGGAAGCGGGUCGUCAUGGCGUUCUGCGGGCCCGGUGCCUACCUGACCCACCAGCAGAAGGUGUUGCGGCUUUAUAAGCGGGCGCUGCGCCACCUGGAGUCGUAUUGCGUCCACAGGGACAAAUACCGGUACUUUGCUUGUUUGAUGAGAGCCCGGUUUGAAGAACAUAAGAAUGAGAAGGACAUGGUGAAGGCCACCCAACUGCUGAGGGCGGCGGAGGAAGAAUUCUGGCACAAUCAGCAUCCUCAGCCAUACAUCUUCCCUGAGUCUCCGGGAGGGACCUCCUAUGAGAGAUAUGAGUGUUACAAGGUGCCCGAGUGGUGCUUAGAUGACUGGCAUCCCUCCGAGAAGGCGAUGUAUCCUGAUUACUUUGCCAAGAGAGAGCAGUGGAAGAAGCUGCGGAUGGAAAGCUGGGAGCGGGAGGUUAAGCAGCUGCAGGAGGAAACCCCAGUUGGUGGUCCCAGCACUGAAGCUCUGCCCCCGGCCCGGAAGGAAGGUGAUCUGCCCCCGCUGUGGUGGAACGUUGUGACCAGGCCCCGGGAGCGGCCCAUGUAGAGGGAGAGGGAAACACCCCACCAGCCAGUCGCGCUUGCAAGUGAAAUAGUUUACAGUACGUAGACACACUUGCCCUAAUAAAAGUAACUCAACACGGAAAAAAAAAAAAAAAAAAAAAAAAAAAAAAAAA